UGCUCUCCUCACAACCCAAUCCCCAUUAUAAAAACCUCCUUCCACUCAACUCUUCUCUCAUCGACUCCUAACCAUAAUCUCUUCUUCAUAUCAAUUCAAGAAGCUUCGAUUCUAGUUUUUUUGUUUUUGUUUUUGAUUUUGAUUUUGAUUUUAUGAUCUGUUGCUGCGACGAUCUGAGGAAUAAGACAGAGGAAAUCAAUUGAGGAAGACGAGUGCAGCGAAUCACCAGCAGAAUCAAAAGUGAAAAACGAUCAUGUCUUCUUCCAAGGGUACCUUCUGGAAUCAGAAAAUAAAAUCUAAACCUAUUGUGAUUCGAGAAGUCUGGGCUGAGAAUCUCGAGUCAGAAUUCGAAUUGAUCCGUGACGUAAUCGAUCGGUAUCCAUUCAUUUCGAUGGACACAGAGUUUCCCGGCGUCGUCUACCGACCUACUGAGCCUUUCAACAAGCAUAACCCCUCCGAUCACUACCUUCUUCUCAAGACCAACGUUGAUGCUUUGAAUCUCAUCCAGCUUGGUCUCACCUUCUCCGAUUCCGACGGAAAUCUACCGGAUCUUGGCACCGGAAACCGAUUCAUCUGGGAAUUCAACUUUAAGGACUUCGAUGUGAGCCGGGACAACCAUGCCCCUGAUUCGAUCGAUCUCUUGAGACAACAAGGUGUGGAUUUUGAGAAGAACAGGGAAAAGGGGAUCGACUCGUCGGAAUUCGCCGAGUUGGUGAUGUCAUCUGGACUAGUUUGCAACGAUUCGGUGAGUUGGGUGACCUUUCACAGUGCUUACGAUUUUGGGUAUCUGGUGAAGAUCUUGACAAGACGAAGCUUGCCGGAAGAGAUUGGGGAAUUUCUGAAUCUUCUCAGGGUGUUCUUCGGGACUAGGGUUUACGAUGUGAAGCAUUUGAUGAGGUUCUGCAAUAGCCUCUAUGGAGGGUUGGACCGCGUAGCUAGAACGCUUCAUGUGGACCGGGCGGUUGGGAAGUGCCAUCAGGCCGGUUCCGAUAGUCUGUUGACGUGGCAUGCUUUCCAAAAGAUGAUUGAGAGGUACUUCGGUGAUGAUUGCCCUGAGAAGCAUGCCGGAGUUCUUUAUGGACUAGAGGUUUUCUAAUAUGGUUUCUAAACAUUUUUUUAAUGUAUAGGGCUGUGGCUAAUUUUAUUAUCUUAGAAAUAAUAUAUAAUUCUUUCUAUUUUUA
Molecule: messenger RNA, 1181 nt
Organism: Macadamia integrifolia
Lineage: Eukaryota; Viridiplantae; Streptophyta; Magnoliopsida; Proteales; Proteaceae
Product: probable CCR4-associated factor 1 homolog 11
Exons: 1
Coding region: 254-1096 (280 amino acids)
Cellular component (GO): P-body; CCR4-NOT core complex; CCR4-NOT complex
Molecular function (GO): nucleic acid binding; poly(A)-specific ribonuclease activity
Source: RefSeq, a predicted model, not a curated record